Plasmodium gonderi is the source of this 2346-nucleotide messenger RNA. RefSeq lists its product as hypothetical. The transcript has a single exon. Gene Ontology annotation, cellular component: endoplasmic reticulum-Golgi intermediate compartment; Golgi membrane; endoplasmic reticulum membrane. The record is from RefSeq and is a predicted model, not a curated record. Gene Ontology annotation, biological process: endoplasmic reticulum to Golgi vesicle-mediated transport. Bases 1 to 2346 code for a protein of 781 amino acids. NCBI's taxonomy places the organism in Eukaryota, Apicomplexa, Aconoidasida, Haemosporida, Plasmodiidae.
AUGAAUUACAACAAUAGCUAUGUUGAUAACAACAUACAUGACAGAAGAAAAGUGAACAAUGCAAAAGGGAAGGAAAAAGAGUCUUGGAAUAGUAUGAAUUAUGUGAAGAAUAAUUCAAUGAAUGUAACAACGAGACCAAGUACAGAAAACAUGAUGGGGUAUAGAGGAUACACAGAUGUAUCGACAAACGAGAAUGGCAUGGAAAACACGGGUUCAGAUAGAGCAUUGGGAGUUGGCAGAAAUAUACAUAUAAAUCCAAUAUAUGAUCAGGGGAAUAAUAAUAUACAUGCAGAAAACACAAAGAUGAGUGGCAGUAUGAGUGGCAAUCUGAAAAGCAGCAACAAGUUUGGUAAUAACUUUAUUAAUCCAAAUGAUAGGAACAAUGCCAAUGUUCCAAGUGCAAUAUCUUCCAAUUAUGUCGGUGCACAUCCGACUUGGAGUGGUAGGAGGGAAGGUGCUUUUAUGAACACGGGGGAAGGAAAUGCUCACUAUGCCUUCAAUGAAAGAAACUCCAAUUAUGUCAUUGGUGGUUUUCAUCAUGGAGGUAAGGAGACCAAGUACAAUAGUGGUGGCAUCUCAAGUAUGGAUCCCACUUUCCACAUCAAUAACAACACAUUGAGUCAAGAGAAUCGACAAGAUCUAGUUUAUGCACAACAUGGCAUUACAAAUAAAGAAAUGAGCGUACUAGACAAUCGUUUAAAUUUUACGAAUAAUAAUUUGUAUAAUCAGCACGAUAUGAACAACAGGAUGGUUAUUCCAAAUCAGCCAUUUAAAUCUGAAAAUAAUGGAAUGGUUAACAGUAGCAACAGUGCUAGCAGUAGAAAUUUUAUGCAGACACAGAUAUGGGGAAAUAUAGCAGAAGCGAUUAGUGGGAUCGAUGGGUACAGUGCUACGGGUUCGACAGAAGUGGGGAAGGAAGGCAAGGAAACCAAAGAAGCAAACAAGGGAAAAGGAAUAAUACAUAAUAUAUUUGAAAGUCUCACAAGUAAUGCAGAAACAAACGAUGAAAUAAAUAAGUUGGUUAAACAAAGAGUUACUAAUCUAGUGAUGAACGAAAUAGGAAAAAAGAUAGAAACACAUGAUUCAAGUUUUAUUGGAAAUAAAUUGCAAUUACUUAGAGGAUACUUCGAUGUCACACAUUCUUACGUAGUUAAUAAAAUUUUUUUUAUCCUUUUCCCAUAUAUGUACAUACGUAAAGCUUUGUGUGAAUCUAGAACAUAUUAUGUGUAUAGUCACUUGGAAAGAAAGAUGAGUAGUGCAAAUCAUGGAGAGAAUUGCAUGUCUCCCUUUUCUCUUAACCAUACGAGUAACAUACAAUCCUUCGCACAUGGCCAUCAAAAUAUGAAUAACAUGAUGAAAGGAGUGCAACAAGCUCAACCUUUUAUGCAAAAUAAAAAUUUAUUUUUCGAUUCGGCUCGUGGAGGAGCAGCAGGACCCGGUGGAUUUCACACUGGAAAUAUGAGAACGGAAGGAUUGAGUGGAAAUAUAGAAACGCACGGAGUGAGUGGAAAUAUGGGAACGCGCGGAGUGAGUGGAAAUAUGGAAACACAUGGAUUUAGUGGAAAUAUGGGAACGCACGGAGUGAGUGGAAAUAUGGGAACGAGCGAUCAGAGUGGAACCAUCGGAAGGAACAACUCUAAUGAUAUUAAUUAUGUGAAUUAUAACAACAACAUGGGAAUAUUCAAAGCAGAUUUAUACAUACCACUUAUGUCAAGUAUUACGUAUAUUCUUCUAUACACAUUGACUAUUACAGCACAGAAAAAUAACUUUGUAUUCAAGCCAGAUAACCUUUUUAACAUAUCUUCGUAUGUUUUUCUAUUGUUAUUUUUUGAAACAGUAAUCAUUAAAUUUUGUUUUCUGUUAACAUGUCGAGAUAUUAACCUUUCUUUUCUCCACAUUUUAUCGUUUAUCUCAUAUAAGUUUGUAAUUAUGUGUGCCUUAAUCAUUACAAAAUUUUUGUUUUAUUUAUUGUACCUUAUGUACACAUCUGUCUAUGGAGAUCCAGAGAAUAUCCUAGAAAAACAAGAUUUAAAUAAGAAAAUUGUAAUGAACAACAAUUCACAUAAUAUAUUCAAAAGUAUGAGUCCAACAUUUUCCUCUAAUUUUACCCCAUACAAUAUCAUUCUGUUUUUAAAUGGUCGUACAAUGUAUAGGUUGACUCAGAUGUACUUCUACCCAACAGUGAGUAUUCAGAUGAUUCAGCUUUUCAAAUCAAUUCAUUUGUAUGUUCAUGACAAUUCCAGCUUGUCCAAUCAUUUAAACAUUAAGCGAAUUAAUAUUUUGAUCCUUAUUUUUUCCCUUUUACAAAUUUUUUUGUGUUGGAUUUUGACCCCCUAUUUUGCCUGA